AUGCUCGCAUCAUCCGCCUCGAAGGGGAACCGCGGACGUCGCAACUGCCUGGAGCAGGCUUGGCACUACUUAAACACGGCGUUUGGCUCCACAGAGGGCCUCAAGGUGCUCCUGUGCGAUGAUGCGGCUUGUGAAAUCCUUUCCGUUGCCUACUCUCAGCACCAGCUUCUGCAGCACAAUGUCGUGCUAGUUGACAUGCUGGCGAACCAGGAGCGCUAUCCUAUGAAGCACUUUUCCUGCGUGAUUGUGUGCCGCCCCUCGGCGGCAUCGUUGGCAUCUGUGUAUCAGGAGCUGGCAGAGGGCAACUUCGCUUCCUAUGAUAUUUACUUUACCUACAUGCUGGACUCCACGCUGGUGCAGUCCUUGGCGAAUGCUGAUGUGCUUAAUCUCGUGUCGCACGUUGGGGAGCUGUACAUCAACUCCAUUCCUGUAACGGAGUGGGUGUGUCUGAUGCAGCUGAAGCCGUCGCCGCUGUCCAAAGGCCCAAGCUUGGCCACGAAUCCCAUCACGUACAGUCAGUGGGACCCCAACUCGCUUGAGCGCAUGUCGGAGGGCAUCAUAAGCAUGCUGCUGUCGACGAAUCGCCGGCCGAUCAUUCGGCACCGCGAGGGCAGCAAGGCUUCCGAGAAGCUCGCGGUGGAGGUAGCGGCUCGCAUGAAGAGCGUCCAUGCCACAUUUCCAGACCUCAAGGCCACCGAGAGCGUGCUGGUGAUAUUGGACCGCAAGGAUGACCCCAUUACUCCGCUGUUGAUGCCAUGGACGUACGAGGCAAUGAUUCACGAGCUGAUUGGCUUUCAGCGCGGCAACGAAGUCGCCAUCGACGACCCAGAUGCGAAGCCGGAGGACCGCGUGCACGUCGUCACACCGCAGACGGACGCCUUUUUUGGAAAGCACCGCUACAGUGACUGGGGCCAGGUUUGUGUGGCAGUGAGUGAGAUGGUAAAGACGUACAAGGAGAUGAACAAAUUCGACCGCAACACCGUUUCCUUGGAUGAAAUUCGAAAUUUCAUGAACCGCUUCCCUGAAGCUCGCAAGCAGUCGGCACAGGUGACCCGACACUGCGCCAUCACGAGCGAGCUGGUCGCUGAGAUCAAUGGUCGCAACCUCACGCGGCUCUCCGUACUCGAGCAGGACAUCAUUUCCAACAACAAUGUGACGGAGCACAGCCGCCUCGUGCUGGAGGUGGUACAAGAUCCCAAAACAGAUGUCGACGACGCGCUGCGCAUUGUGAUGCUGUACCAGCUGCACUACGAGAAGGCGGCCGGCAACAUCAUCAUGCAGCUGAAGCAGGAGCUCCUGCAGCGCCAAUGCCCACAGGAGAGGGUCCAGUUGAUUGACCGCCUCAUCGAGUAUGCUGGGCAGGACCAACGGUGCCACGAGAUCUUCCGGUCUUCCACAGGGCAUAUGUUUAAGGCGGUUGCGAAGGCGGUUGGCCAGUUCGGAAAGGACGUACAGAACGUUCUCACGCAGCACGUACCGCUAGUCAAAAAGCUAAUCAACCGAGUCUACAACGGUACACUGUCGGUGGACAAGUAUCCAGUGAGGGAUGUGCUGGGGUGUCCUAUCCCCAUUGACCAGGCCGCGUUUGUGCGCGCCAAAGACAUUAUCGUUGUGUACGUCGGUGGUUACACUUUUUCUGAGGCGAUGCUGCUGGCGCAGAUCAACGAAGGCAACGUAGACAACAACCAGGAGGCGCUAAUGAACUUCGGCAAGCAGGUGACGCGUAAGCUCGGCAGCGACGGCCUCACGGGAACAUCGACGGAGCCGCACACCGCUAAGAUUGAGGCUCAUGUCUCCCUCAUCACGACGUCGAUGCUGAGCAGCAAGGAUUUCAUUCAGUCGUUGCCCUCGUAG
This is a messenger RNA of Leishmania braziliensis MHOM/BR/75/M2904, 1854 nucleotides long. Its product is annotated as putative vacuolar protein sorting-associated protein. The coding region runs from base 1 to 1854 and encodes 617 amino acids. The record is from RefSeq and is a predicted model, not a curated record. Gene Ontology annotation, biological process: vesicle-mediated transport; intracellular protein transport. Gene Ontology annotation, cellular component: Golgi membrane. The transcript has a single exon. Lineage: Eukaryota; Euglenozoa; Kinetoplastea; Trypanosomatida; Trypanosomatidae.